UGACGGCUAGCCACUUUCACCUAAACCUCUACACUGGAGAGCGGGAGGAGAGUGAAGACACCGUGAUGCUGCGGCCGGGACUCGGAGGCACUCGCUCGCUGUUCUAUCCGCAUCCCCUCGCCCGUUUCUGUGCGUAAAAGUUUCAGGACUUAAGUCUACCUGGUGCCCUAGUGCUAAUAAGGACUGGCUGUAACCUUUAUAUUUGAAUGGGACGUGAGAUUAAGACUAGUUUUACAAGCAGUUCGUGCAUUCGGGUCCCGGACAUUGUGUCGCGGACCUGACUGGACCGGGACUUGGACCAUCUCUUCAUAUUGGAGACAGAACCAACAGGACAGUGGGCAGAGGAUACGCUCUCGAUCAGUCCUCUGGAGAAGGUUUGCUGGAUUGCACGGUACUCCAGCUAUCAUCUGUCAAGUUCAGUCCUGUGCAUGAGAUGUCUCCAGCCGCCUCGCUGUCUCACAAGAAGGCUUCGCUCCUCCGCCGCAGACAACAUCCCCCAGAACCAAGAACCCACUGUACAGAUUUCUGUGCGUGGGUUACUCGAUAUGGGCUUUACCGACACCCAAGCAGAACACAUUUACGAAACAGUUGGCAAAAGCAGAGGAGAAAGUACUGCAAAACACACGUUAUCAACGCUGUCAGCUUUGAUUGUCCUUGGCCUUAAUCCAACAAGUGUCCUGAAGCUGUUAGAAAAAUGUCCAGAGUUAUACAGUAUCAAGGAAGCACAGUUGCAACAGCGCAUUUCAAAUCUCAGAAAACUAGGCCUUCUUGAAGGCAGCCUUCAGAGAGUAGUGGCCUAUCACCCUCAGAUCUUGACCAUGAAGGUGAAGAAAAUCAACAACAUGGUAAUGUUUCUUAAAGAGAAGUGUCUCUUUACAUCGCAACAGGUCACAGAUAUUCUUCGAGAAAGUCCAGCUAUAAUACAUGAGGACUUGGCGCAGAUUCAGUACAAGUUUCAGUAUGUUUAUUUUCGAAUGGGAGUCAAACAGGCUGAGAUGGUCAAGUCCAGGCUGUUCCGUUUUACUCUGGAUGAAGUGCGGAAUCGUCACUGUUUUCUGGAGCGGAGGGGACUUUUUGAAACCCCUGACAAAAAAGGACAGACCACUAUUAUCAACCCCAAACUUAGCAGCAUCCUCAAUGUGGAUCAAGACAUGUUUCUUACUCAAGUGGCUAAAGCUACACUCGAAGAGUAUGAUGUUUUUCAGAGACUAAUGGCAAGAGAAUAUCAAAAGGAAGAGCACCUGGUGGACUUGGACAGCAUCAUUGAUGAUGACGAGGAUGUGAAGGAAGAAGUGGGAAAUAAGGGGAAAAUGGGAUACAUGAAGAGGAAAAAGAAGUUACAUCAAGAAACCUAAAAUAUAAUUUUUAAAAUAUAAUGAAUUUAGAUGAUAAGUCUUCCUUAAUAAAUUUAAAUUACCAAAACUAGUAAA
Messenger RNA from Boleophthalmus pectinirostris (great blue-spotted mudskipper), 1430 nucleotides. It is a transcript of the gene mterf4, whose product is annotated as mitochondrial transcription termination factor 4. The record is from RefSeq and is a predicted model, not a curated record. NCBI's taxonomy places the organism in Eukaryota, Metazoa, Chordata, Actinopteri, Gobiiformes, Gobiidae. Gene Ontology annotation, molecular function: double-stranded DNA binding. Gene Ontology annotation, biological process: regulation of DNA-templated transcription; mitochondrial ribosome assembly. The coding region runs from base 429 to 1355 and encodes 308 amino acids. The transcript is spliced from 4 exons. Gene Ontology annotation, cellular component: mitochondrion.